Molecule: messenger RNA, 7052 nt
Organism: Labrus bergylta (ballan wrasse)
Lineage: Eukaryota; Metazoa; Chordata; Actinopteri; Labriformes; Labridae
Gene: rfx3
Product: regulatory factor X, 3 (influences HLA class II expression)
Biological process (GO): regulation of transcription by RNA polymerase II
Cellular component (GO): nucleus
Molecular function (GO): RNA polymerase II cis-regulatory region sequence-specific DNA binding; DNA-binding transcription factor activity, RNA polymerase II-specific
Source: RefSeq, a predicted model, not a curated record
CAGCGCCAUAGUCACCGUAGUCCUGGCGACUGUAACCCACCAACAACAACCUCUCGCUCCAUCAUUACCACCUCCUCCACCAUCCUCAUCUCAUCAACCAGUCCACGGCUCAGGCGCCAUGCAGACCCCUGAAGCAGGCGCUGACUCCACCUCCACUGUCCCUCUUCAGACCACCGUGCCUGUCCAGCCUACCGGCUCCACCCAGCAGGUGCCUGUCCAGCAACAGGCCCAGACUGUUCAACAGGUUCAGCAUGUUUACCCAGCACAGGUGCAGUAUGUGGAGGAAAACAGUGGUGUCUACACUAACGGCAACAUAAGAACCUACUCCUACUCAGAGCCGCAGCUGUACAGCCAGAACAGUGGAGGGAGCUACUUCGACACGCAGGGCAGCUCAUCACAAGUGUCCACUGUGGUGACAUCUCAUGGCAUGACCAACAACGGAGGAGGGGGCAGCGGAGGAAUGAACAUGAACCUGGCAGGGGGUCAGGUCCUCAGCAGCAGCCCAGGGGCUUACAUCAUGGACAACGCUGGACCCCACCCUGCCACCCAGACCGCACGAGCUUCCCCGGCUACUAUUGAAAUGGCGAUUGAGACGCUCCAAAAAUCUGAAGGUUUAUCGAGUCAGAGAAGCUCGCUGCUCAACAGCCAUCUCCAGUGGCUGUUGGACAAUUAUGAGACAGCAGAGGGCGUAAGUCUACCACGAUCCACCCUCUACAAUCAUUAUCUGCGCCACUGCCAAGAGCAGAAACUGGACCCUGUAAAUGCAGCCUCUUUUGGCAAACUCAUCCGCUCCAUCUUCAUGGGACUCCGUACAAGGCGCCUUGGGACAAGAGGAAACUCGAAAUACCAUUACUAUGGUAUACGAGUGAAACCAGACUCCCCACUAAACCGACUCCAAGAAGACAUGCAGUACAUGGCCCUGAGACAGCAGCCUGUUCAACAGAAACAGAGGUUUAAGCCAGUGCAAAAGUUCGACAGCUGCUCUGGGGAAAAUUAUUCAGGCGGAGGUCAGCCCCUUCCUGGUGCAGCAGAGCAGACGGUCAUUGCACAGAGCCAACACCACCAGCAGUUCCUGGAUGCAUCGCGGGCACUCCCUGACUUUGUGGAGCUGGACCUGGGACAGAGCAAUACAGAGAACAUCAGCCCAGAAGACGUGAAAGCUCUCCAGUCCCUUUACAGAGAGCACUGUGAGGCUAUCCUGGAUGUGGUUGUCAACCUCCAGUUCAGUCUAAUUGAGAAGCUGUGGCAGACGUUUUGGCGUUAUUCUCCCCCUGACUCUGUAGAGGGCGCCACUGUAACAGAAAACAGCAGCAUAAGUGAGAUUGAAGGCCGGCUCCCACGCUCACAGCUACUGGUGCUGUGCAGAAACGAGGCUGUGCUGAAAUGGAUGAGCACCUGUGACCAUCUAAUGUACCAGUCCCUCGUGGAGAUCCUCAUUCCUGAUGUCCUGAGACCCAUUCCCAGUGCCUUGACUCAAGCCAUUCGCAACUUUGCCAAAAGCCUGGAAGGUUGGCUCAAUAAUGCCAUGAAUGCCAUUCCACAGAGAAUGAUCCAGACCAAGAUAGCUGCUGUUAGUGCCUUUGCGCAAACACUGCGCAGAUACACAUCUCUGAACCACCUGGCUCAGGCGGCACGUGCUGUGUUGCAAAACACAUCACAGAUCAACCAGAUGCUGAGUGAUCUCAACCGUGUUGACUUUGCCAACGUGCAGGAGCAGGCAUCUUGGGUGUGCCAGUGUGAGGAGGGAGUGGUUCAGCACUUGGAGCAGGACUUUAAGGCGACACUGCAGCAGCAGAGUUCUCUGGAGCAGUGGGCGGCCUGGCUGGACAAUGUGGUCACUCAGGUGCUCAAGCCUUACGAGCACAGGCAGUUUCCCCAGGCAGCUCGACAGUUCCUGCUCAAGUGGUCCUUCUACAGUUCUAUGGUGAUCAGGGACCUGACACUGCGCAGUGCUGCCAGCUUCGGUUCCUUCCACCUGAUUCGCCUGCUAUAUGACGAGUACAUGUUUUAUCUGGUGGAGCAUCGGGUGGCCCAGGCUACUGGAGAGACACCCAUCGGUGUCAUGGGGGAGUUUGACAGCCUCAACUCCCUGUCUCUAACGAACAUUGACAAAGAUGAAACGAGUGGGAUGGACAGUGACCUAGAGGACGACCUGGAAGAGACAGGGGAACCUCUCGCCAAGCGAGAGAAGUCAGAGCAUGAGGUCAUUCAGGUGAUCCAGGUCGGGGCUUUAGAGGACGGGUCCCACCCUGUGGUCGGGGUCGUCCAGCCGGGCGUCCUCCACUCGCUGCCACAGCCCCAACAGGACCACAGUGAGCAUAUCCUUACCCCCUCUGCUGGCACUCCCACCAUUCGCCACUGCAGCGCCACAGGAAACACCUAUGCCUCUGUUUGAGGGUCUGAGGCUAACACAAGCUCUGACCUGUUUGUGCUAUCUCUCUCUACAUAUCUCUCUAUCUGUAAGUCUAGAUGUUUACGUCUUUAUCAUGCAUUGUGUCUGUCUGCACUUGUGUGGACACGCACUCCUCUCCCUCUCUAUGCUCAGUCAACGGGGGAGUGCUGAAACGAUACUCUGGCCAAUAUGUGCUGUUUAUGUCUGACUGUUUAGAUUCUGGGUGUGUUGUCAUCCCAUUAGUCUGUGCUCUCUCACAAUGCAGCAGCUGGAGGAGAAGGACUUAUCUAGCCCGGUAAAUGUUUCCUGCCUAAAAAGACAGAUUUUAUUUUGAAGGAGAGUUAAACUCCUUUAUACUACUGAUGUCUCGGAGCUCAAAUCCACCUCACUAGUCCCAGCAGAGCAAAGUCAUCGAUUAAUUCAAGAUCUUUGCCUAUUGUAAAUAAUCUUUCUGUAAUUUUAAUUGGUAUUUCCCAAAACUCAUGGUGCUAUCAUUGUGUUUGUUUUGAUUUUCCUUCUAAUUUAAGUGUGAUUUAUGUCGACAUGCAUUCCAACUGCUGAUUUGGCUGAACGGCUUAUUUUGAGUAUUGUAUGUAGCUAAAACAAAACAAAGGGACCACUUUGUAUGUAUGUAUUGCAUUAGAAGAAAGGGAUCAUGGGAUAGUUUUGUUGGUUCUUUUUGAAAAGAUAUAGCCACCCACUGAUGACCACUUUUAGAUUUUAGCCACAGAAAAAGUAACUCUUAAAAAUCUGUGCUGCUACUUGUGUAUAUAGAAAUGAGAUCAAGACGACCGGCUGUACAAAACCACCUCCUCAAUGCUAGCUUUUCUAUGCACUCUGUGCAUAACGCUUGCCUUUGUUCGUUUAUGAUGCUCUGUAGUGCAGUUUACAUGACAAGCUCUAACCUUAAAACAACCUUAGAUAUGUAUUCCUUUUUGGGUUUGUUUUGUUUUCUGCAGUUUCUGUCUUAGUGAAAUCUCUUAAGUUCAAGAAGGACCAAAAACUAACCACGUAGAGGAAGCUGAAAGUGAACCAUUUGGGCUGCCCAUGAGCUGUUUCCUGUCCCACAGUGCCAUGUCGCAGAGCAGAAGGAAUGUCAGGGAUUUAAUGUACCUCGGCUUUAUCAUAGUGCCUUAUCCUUAAAAUGCAGCUGUCCUUUUCGUCCUGACUGUGUGCUGCAGAGAGCCCACGGCCCCCUCUGCAUUGUCCCAGCCACACAUUUUGGCUUGCUGGUGACUCGUGGCUGGAUUUGGGCGGGCUCAUCAGUGUCGAGAUCAAGUGCUUGAGGCACAAACACACCUGUUGUUUUCUCUGGAUCAGCUCUACUAAGCUUAUGUGAAUCAUGGUUCUUAGCCUUGCUCCUGCCCUCCUGAGGCCUACUCUUGCAUUAGCCUUUGUUACUGAGUGAAGUGUGUGUGCGUGUACGAUUGCAUAGGUCUGCACUGUCUUUUUUUAUGUACUGUACAUGUGUAUAUAAGCCUGCGUGUGUGUGUGUGUGUCUGCGUGCUUAUGAGUAUAUGUUGGAACACAUCCAUCAGUCACCCUACCUCAAACCAGUGGUGCCAGCCCUUUUGACGCGUGCAGCACAGUCACCAAACCUUAUUGCACACACACACACCACUGUACUGCACAACUCUCAACGCGACAGAGAAAAACGGCAUUGCUUUUCUCUCACCUCUGACACAUUUACACUUCAGUUUUUAGCCCAUCAAAUGCUUUCAUCAUUUUUGUUCCCUGUUUGAAGACCAUCUUGUACAGUGGACCAAAAGUAGAUAUUUUGUGAUAUUCAAAGAGAUCUAGAUAUAUAUAUAUAUAUAUAUAUAUAUACAUAUGAAUAUAAAUAUAUGUGUAUAGUAUAUAAUGAUGAAACACUACAUAUAUUUGUUGCUUUUUAUGUGGUUAACCUGAUGUGAUUCUUUCUUUUGGUAGCUCCUCUGUAAUUAAUUCAUAUUAGACUGUGAAAUGGGAAAAGGCAUGGGGGACUAACUUCUGAUUCAUUGGACUGCAUCUAUACUUGAACUGUUCUAGCCUUCUUUGUUGUGCAGGAAACUGAGAUUAAUCCUCUUAAUAGAAACAAAAUGUUUCUAAAGUCAGUUUGUGUUCUUGUUUUAAAUGCUUGAAAUGAUCUCCGUCUCUGUGCAGAACUGUUAAUUUAUUUAUAUUUAUUGUGUUUUGGCAAAGAUUAUCACCCACUCUAACUUGUUAAUUUGGGUAUUGAUAAUGAAUUGUGAAUUAUACCACUGCAAUGUGCAGACCUACUGUACAGGAGGAGCAGGUGUUUGUUUUUUUGUUUUUCGUAGGUCAGGUACCGAUACGUAGAUGUAUGUAGAUAAAAAAAAAAGGGGGUUGGCACUGUAUUUGCUGUAUUCACACUACAAGUGUGCAUUACUAAUCAAAUUAUUCCUUCAGAUACUAAAAGUAGACGGGCUCUUUGCCAUUUUUUUUUUUUGUGUUGCUAUAUCUGUGUAGAAACUGACUUGGCAGUAAAGGGAGCGAGGGUGUCAUAGGUUGUUAAAAUAUUUCCGGGACACUUUGAGGUAACCCUUACAGACACAUUAAAACUACCGUACAUCUCCCAUAAUGCCUGGCUGUUCCCACAUCUGAGGAAUCCAGUGCACACAAAUCAAGCUUACUCAUUGUGUUGCUUCUUGACAGUUAGAAAAAAAAAAAGACUGCAAGAAAAAGGUCAAUGAACUUUAAGUAGCUGAAAGUUGAAGGCCCGAGGCGUUUUGUUUACAAGAGUCAGUGACCAUCGUGAACUCUCAAAAUGGAUCGCUCCCUCACUCUUGGUGUUGAACUGUAGAAUGUAAGUACAGAGAAAGUAAUGAAACUGUCCAAUAAAAAAUGAAUUCAUAAUAAAUCUUAAGCCCUAAAUCAUCCUUUAUACUUUUCUCUAGAGCUGCACAUGAAUCUGUGUUCAUAUAACUACCAAGAAAGGAACUACUUAAUGACUACGAGCUCACUUGACUGACGCCAACACUCGCUGGGUGUUUGAGGAUUUAAUUGUAAAAAGUGAUUUCUGUCUGUAGUUUAAAUUUUAGCUUCUGUUGAAAUCUGGAUAGUGUGUACGGGUAAAGAAUGAAGGCUUUGCUUACGACAUCUUGAACUUUUUGUCAUUGAAUGCUUUUUAAAAAAAACGAUGGAUCUCGGCUCCUUUUUGUUUGAUAAACGGACUACAACAUUGUAGAUGUAAACUUGUAUAAUUCUGUGCCUGAAGUGAAAAUGGCUUUUAAAAUGUUUUCUUUGUGUGCAUUAGGAUCAUGAGUGCGUUCUGGUCUUGCACGCCUCCCAUGUGCUGCUAGAAGUUUUCGUUCCUUUCUUCUUUUUUUUUUUUCUUUGUCUUUAAAUAGAUUCGAUGUGCCAGACAGUGAUUUAGCUUUCUGCAUCUCAACGGCUGCCUGGAAAACACACAACUGAUGUUAAUGCUGCCAACACAAUUGUACUUUAUUUCUGUGUCUUUGAAAUUGAAAAAGUAAGAUUGUUCUUUUAACAAGCUGUUUGCAAAGAAGCCUGUUUCCAACAAGAAAAAAAAAUCAAUUCCUUUACUUGUCGUAGGAGUGGAGGGGGAAAAAAAAGUAAAAAAAAAAAAAAAAAAAAAGAUGCCUCUCCUCGAGGACAUAACGGCAGCUUCACUGACCCAUAGCAGACUCCAGUGCCUUUAAUUUCACCCUGGCCAGAGCAGGUGGCCUGGGUGACUAUUGGGUCUCUGGUGGGCUACAGAUAGAGGCUAUCAGAGCAGACAUUUCAUUGCACAGGUGCUGCCGCCAAGGAAGCAGCUGGACUAUUUAUUAUUUACUGGAUGUGACACCACAACAAAACCACACACACACACAGACACACACUUAGGAGUUUACCGACAAAUGGCUUUUUAUUGUACAGAACUGGUUACUGAAUAAGGAGAGUGACUGUAAGUAAAGAAUGCUCUCUCUUUUGACUCGUUUUCUCAUGGUCGUGAUUUCUUUUUGUCAAAUGAUAUUUCUGAAUGCUGUGACCCGUUUGAGAUUUGUAUUUGGAUGUUUUUCAAGUGCCAUUUGACAGUGUCGUGAGUCGUGGCCAGCUGUAGCACGCUCUAAUGCAAGCACAAGCAUUUGGCAGUGGCAUUUGGGGAAGUUAUUAUUGUUUUCGUUUUUUUUUUUUUUUUUUUGCUGAUUCGCCCUAGACGGAAAUAUGUAUAUAUCAAAAACUGAAAAAAGGUAUAUUUAUUUGUGUCCUCAUUAUUUGAUUUGUUCUUUCAGUGAACAUUUUUAUCAGAUAUGUAUGGCUAAAGUGCUUUUGUGAUUUCCUUCUCUUCUUUUUUUUUUUGUUCUUUUUGGAUAAUGUAUAGUAUCUGAUAUAAUAUAUAUUCACACAGAUUUCAUGUGACUUUCUUUAUGUGCCAUUUAGUUUUUCUUCUCAACUUGGCGAGCAAAUCAAUGCGUGUAGGGUGAUUUGUAUUGUGUAUUUUACAUCGGAAAAAAACAACAAGGAAAACUGGGGGACUUUUAUAUUUAUAAAGACAUGAUCAUUUAGUGUGUCGUAUUGAUGAAUAUAGAAACUAUUAAAGACACAUGUAGUUUGUUUUUUCUGAAUAUUUCAGAUCUCAGCUCAGGCUAGCUUCUUAGUGUUGUUUUCUUAAAGAUUUGUGACUUGUCUUUGCAGUAAUAAACGUUUUCUUGUUGAA